Messenger RNA from Populus nigra (black poplar), 1578 nucleotides. Its product is annotated as UDP-galactose/UDP-glucose transporter 2-like. Gene Ontology annotation, biological process: transmembrane transport. The record is from RefSeq and is a predicted model, not a curated record. Gene Ontology annotation, molecular function: transmembrane transporter activity. Bases 280 to 1338 code for a protein of 352 amino acids. Gene Ontology annotation, cellular component: Golgi membrane; endoplasmic reticulum membrane. The transcript is spliced from 7 exons. Lineage: Eukaryota; Viridiplantae; Streptophyta; Magnoliopsida; Malpighiales; Salicaceae.
CCUAAAAGUAACUUAAGUCUCUUUGUUCUCAAGUUUCAACCCCCAAACCCAAAAUAAACCAACUCUCUCUCAGGUUAGACAGUUUCCAAGACUUCUUAUCAGCUCUUUUUGAUACUUUACUUCCUCGAAUCAACAAACAAACCAAUUCCCUUUUUAUUUUCUUUUUUCAAUUACACUCGCACAUAUAUACCAUGCCCUGUUAACACAAGCAAGCAAUCUGUUGAAAGAUACCGACACCCUUUUGUACUUUUUUCUGGGUUUGCAGUGUUGAACUGAUAAAUGAAGGGAGAGGAUCAGACGAGGUAUUUGUUCGGGAUUUCUUUAUCUGACCGGCCUAAAUGGCAACAGUUUCUUAUUUGCUCUUCCGGGUUCUUCUUUGGUUAUCUCAUUAAUGGCAUCUGCGAGGAAUAUGUGUAUAAUCGGCUCCAAUUCAGCUAUGGUUGGUAUUUCACAUUUGUACAAGGAUUUGUGUACUUGGUGCUUAUAUACUUGCAGGGUUUCACCCCCAAGCAAAUGGUGAACCCAUGGAAAACUUAUUGGAAACUCUCUGCUGUUCUUAUGGGUUCUCAUGGGUUGACUAAGGGGUCCCUGGCCUUUCUUAACUAUCCAGCUCAAAUCAUGUUCAAAUCCACCAAGGUACUGCCAGUCAUGUUAAUGGGAGCCUUCAUUCCAGGAUUGAGAAGAAAAUAUCCAGUUCACGAAUACAUAUCAGCUCUGCUUCUGGUUAUUGGUCUGAUCCUUUUCACCUUGGCAGAUGCUCAAACAUCUCCAAAUUUUAGUAUAAUUGGUGUGCUGAUGAUUUCUGGUGCUUUAAUUAUGGAUUCUUUGAUGGGUAAUUUGCAAGAAGCAAUUUUUACUAUGAAUCCUGACACCACGCAGAUCGAGGUGCUGUUCUGCUCGACAAUUGUUGGAUUGCCUUUCUUGCUUCCACCAAUGAUCCUGACUGGAGAGCUGUUUAAGGCUUGGAAAUCCUGUGCUCAACAUCCUUAUGUGUAUGGAGUGUUAGUAUUUGAAGCCAUGGCCACAUUCGUUGGCCAAAUUUCUGUUCUGUCCCUCAUUGCCAUUUUUGGUGCUGCUGCCACUGCCAUGAUAACAACUGCUAGAAAGGCAGUUACCUUGUUGCUCUCAUACAUGAUAUUCACAAAGCCAUUAACUGAGCAGCAUGGGACAGGGCUGCUACUUCUGGCCAUGGGAAUAAUAUUGAAGAUGGUUCCUGUAGAUUACAAACCCCCCACUAGGAGUGCAGCUAGACAUGGGAAGUCCCAUUUCAAAGAAGAAAUAAGCCUAGGAGAUAUUAGGAAAGCUGAAGGUGCUGAAGAAAAACGGCCCUUAGUGUGAGGACAAAGGUCAUAUAGAUUUAUUUUUUCAUUGUAAUUUUUUCCCGUUUCUCAUUACAUCCAGGGGGAGGGCAUAGAUGACAGGAAUAACAAAAGGUAUAUCAGGGAAGAAGAGAAAAUAGUGGAAACGUUAGCCACUUGUGAUGUGAAUCUCAUCGGUGAAACUGAUUCACCUUUUGGUGUUUUGGAAUGGAAUGGAAUUGAAUUUAUUGAUUGAAAUACAAGAACAGCAUUUCUUUCU